ACUGUUUUCGAGAUAGAGGGCGUAGAGCGUGCGGUCAAAGAAUUAUCUGAGGUCAACUGGUAGUCUCGAUCAAAAACUCGUAAUAUUAUUAUGGUUAAAUUUUAUUGCUAAACAUAUAAUUAUCAUUUUUACUAACUUAUUUAUUUUUAGGAUGCCAAAACACAAGUUUUUACGUGGUAAAUAUACUGGGUAUGUCGAGUUUCCGAGAUCACCAAAUUUGGCCUAAAAUUAUAACUACACGUACCUACAAGCUGUGUAACAAGCUGUGAGACCAUAAUUUCUGUCAAAUAGACAGCUGUACAAAUUUGACAUAUGAUAAUGUUAUUAAUCGAAGAUCCCACAUGUUUCGUAUGAUUGUGGAAAAUAAGAUUUGUAAUGGAGUCUUGAGUAAAAUUUGUUAAUUAGUUGAGAAAAGUUCCUUGUGAAGAGUAAAUACUAAGUAUGACAUCACAGCGAAAAGAUUAUGUUUUCGAACCUUUUAAGGUAACCGAAGUGAAGUGUCGAGGUUUUGAUUUUCCUAGGCCUAGAAGUGGACACAGAAUUGCCUGCGACGAUGUGAAUUUAUACUGUUUCGGAGGCUAUAAUCCGUUUUUACCUUUAGCAAACAUAGACCUUGUGAAUCCUACUUGGACAUCAGCAAGACCUUUGUUUAAAGAGCUUUGGAGUUUUUCUAUUGCCACUCGAAAGUGGAAGUUACACAAGGGAUAUGUAAACAUGCCCGACGAAUUGGCUUCUAAUGCUAUGUGUAUUAAUGGGCGGUAUUUAAUGAUUUUUGGUGGCACAGGUGCACCAUUUGGCAACAGAUGUAGUAAUGAUGUCAUUGUAUGGAGGACUGGGUCAAAAGAAGCUAAGUUACAAAUUCUAGAUGUAACAGGAAACAGACCGCCUGGACAGUAUGGCCAAUCUGUUUUAUGCCAUGAUGGUGGAUUUUAUGCUAUAGGAGGCACCAACGGUUUUGCAUAUAACUGUGAUAUUUUCAGAUUAGAUUUAAGGACAUUAGUUUGGGAACCAAUAUUUGUAGGAACUGGCCAAGAAGGUGAACCAUUAGGACGAUAUAGACAUGAAAUAGCUCAAGUUGGUGAUAAUUUCUAUGUCAUUGGAGGAGGAACAGGAGAUUUGGCUUUUGAAUUAAUGGAAAUACCAGUUUUUAAUCUCACUACAAAAUCAUGGACAAUAUUAUCGGCCAAACCUGAUGAUAGUAUGACAAAUACAAUAGCACCUUUACCGAGAAAAUGUCAUAGUGCUGUUCAAAUAGAUUCACCAAAUGGUGUUCAAGUGUUUGUAGCAGGUGGUUCAGAUGGUCAAGCGGUUUUUGAAGAUAUCUGGAGGUUAGACAUUGCUGAUCUGCAAUGGACCCUUAUGAAAAAAACUCAGUUACCUCAUCCUUUGUACUUCCAUUCAUCAACAGUCACGUCCUCUGGUUGCAUGUAUAUAUUUGGUGGGAUUGAGCCUAAAGAAGAUGCAAACUGUAGAAAUAAUAUUUUGUAUAAAGUAUGGUUAUGUAUACCAAAACUCAGUGAAAUUUGUUGGGAAGCACUAACUUCAUUCCAUCCUAAUCUAGACCAAGUUGACAGAAAUACAUUACUAAACACUGGUGUACCAUUACACUUUGUAAAUAGAUUACAUCCAGACUGGAAAUAAUUGUCGAAAAUGGAGGAAAGAGGCAGACUGCAGUAGUUACUUUUCUUCUAAAGCAAUAAUUUUUAUCAUUACUAUAUAGGAAACAGCAUUACCUAAAAAUGGUAGUAAAUCAACCAUAAAUUUAACAAUAAUGUUUAUUUUUCAAACUUUAAAUUAUCUUUAUGUAGAACGACUUGAAUGAACGAACGGACUGACUUGAAGAUUUGUAAAAGCAAUUUUGUGUUUUUGUGAUGUGUUAAUGUGAAUUACGGAUUAUAAAAUGUAUAUUUAUUAAAUUUGUUUGCAUUUUAACAAA
Bombyx mori (domestic silkworm) is the source of this 1936-nucleotide messenger RNA. It is a transcript of the gene slim, whose product is annotated as kelch domain-containing protein 10 homolog. The coding region runs from base 442 to 1641 and encodes 399 amino acids. The transcript is spliced from 3 exons. The record is from RefSeq and is a predicted model, not a curated record. Gene Ontology annotation, biological process: positive regulation of stress-activated MAPK cascade. Lineage: Eukaryota; Metazoa; Arthropoda; Insecta; Lepidoptera; Bombycidae. Gene Ontology annotation, molecular function: protein binding.